Messenger RNA from Linum trigynum, 402 nucleotides. The record is from the annotation of a GenBank genome assembly. Lineage: Eukaryota; Viridiplantae; Streptophyta; Magnoliopsida; Malpighiales; Linaceae.
AUGGGAGGUGUGGAGGUUGAUACUGGAAGUUUUGGACAGUUGAUUUUGGACUUGAAUCUUGUUGUUGCUAACCUGGUUAAAUCCAUUGAGCAGGGUGUGUUAACUGAAUGGCAAAGGUCGAAUGCUGUGGAGUUGAAAACUGAUAGUGAGUUUCAGACAGCUAUGGUGGGGCAGAAUGCUGUUCCUACUGCUUCAACUGCUGACGAGGGUCCUAUCACUCCGAUUGCAAACAAAUAUCAGAGUUUAGUUGUGGAAACUUUUGAAGUUGGUGAAAUUGUAGUGGGUAGCUCUGUUAUCAACAAUCUGGAUGAGUUCCCUAUAUUGGAGGUGGGUGGAAAGGGUAAAGGUAAGCAAGGUAAGAAGGGUCCAGGUAGGCCUGCAAAACCCAAACCUAAGAAAUGA